Molecule: messenger RNA, 953 nt
Organism: Oryza brachyantha (malo sina)
Lineage: Eukaryota; Viridiplantae; Streptophyta; Magnoliopsida; Poales; Poaceae
Exons: 4
Coding region: 29-790 (253 amino acids)
Biological process (GO): peptidyl-proline hydroxylation to 4-hydroxy-L-proline
Cellular component (GO): endoplasmic reticulum
Molecular function (GO): procollagen-proline 4-dioxygenase activity; L-ascorbic acid binding; iron ion binding
Source: RefSeq, a predicted model, not a curated record
CAACGGUGGCUGGUAUCACCACAAUUUGAUGCCACCGAAGCGGAAGAGGCGUGCAGCAAUGGAGACAGCCGGAGGGGACGCCGCUCCGCCGCCGCCGCGUCGGAACAAAUCCUCCGCGGCCAGCAAGGGGAAGAAGGGUGGCGCUGCCGGCGGAGGCGGAGGGAGGUGGCCGCCGAUUAAGCCGAAGAAAGAUCUCCAGAUCAAUCGCCUCAAGGGCACCCACCUCCUCACCGUGCCAAACUUCUUCACUGCCGCUGAGGCGAAGGCCUUUGUCGACAUUGCUGAGAAUAUUGGCUUCACGCACCAGGGCAGCCUUGGACCCCUGAAGGGUGAAGCUUAUAGAGACAAUGACCGGAUAUCUGUGACAGAUCCCUUGCUUGCUCAGACAAUUUGGGAAUCUGGGAUGAACAAAAUAUUUGAGGACAUAAGCAUCUCUGGCAAAGUAGCAACCAGCUUGAAUUCAAAUAUCAGGUUCUACAGGUACACUGAAGGUCAGCGAUUUGGUAGGCAUAUUGAUGAGAGUGUCGACCUCGGAGAUGGUUCAAGAACAUUGUAUACAUUGCUAAUAUACCUCUCUGGCAAAGGUAGCACGAAGGAAUCAUCAGGGCAAUCUCUUGUUGGAGGGGAGACUGUUUUUUAUGAUCAUCGUGGAGGAGUUGUUGCUGAGGUUGCUCCAGUGCAAGGAAUGGCUCUACUCCAUCUUCAUGGUGCCAAAUGCAUGCUGCAUGAAGCACGCGUUGUGAAAAAGAAUAUAAAGUAUGUGCUUCGUUCUGAUGUUGCAUUUGCUUAGCUGAAGAAGUUCUCCAAGCUUGUUUCAAAGCACUAUAGACCUGAGCAUGCUAUAGACGAGUGCUUGACGGCUAACUCCACCAUUUUACAAGACCCUGUUCGAAACCAUGUAACUGCUCCAACAUUGGAGCCUGGAAGUGAUGGCUUACAUCAAAUUUGUGUUU